GAGAGAGACUCACAGAGAGCGGGGUGAAGGUAGCCAGCAUUUCCACCAGCAACAGGAGAAGUCCUUAACCCUGGUCCGUGGUGGAGAUGGGCAGAAUCCACAAGAGCUGGGCUGUUAUGCUGCUUGCCUUGGUUGUGUUGGCGCUGCAGGUGGCCGCGGGGAGUGGCGUGUCCCACGAGGGCAUUAAGCAGGCCAUGCUGCGCAGGCUGGGGCUGAGCGAGGUGCCACAGAUGGAGAAGAGGGACGUGGGGAAGGUGGUGGUGCCCCGGCACCUGCGCAACAAGUACAUGUCCAUGCUGCGGCUGCACAAGGAGAAGGAGAGGAGGCGCAGGGCGCUGCCCAGCCUGGCCGGCAUACUGCGGGGAAUUCCUGGCAAUGCAGACACGACGGGAGACGUGGUGUACGCGGACCCCACCAGGCAGAGGCUGGUGUUCGACAUGAAGGGCCUGAUCCCCGACAACAGCGAGGUGACCAUGGCCGAGCUCAAGCUCUUCAAGAAAGGCGUGCGGUCGGCAGAGCUGCCCCCACGGAGACACGGACGGCCAGUCACCAACGCCAGGGUCAGUGUGUACUGGGUCAGCACCCUGGCUGAUGGCAGCAACACCUCCUCACUCAUAGACUCCAGGUUGGUUCCCAUCCUGGAGUCUGGGUGGAAGAGCCUGGACGUCACGCAGGCAGUGCACUACUGGAUGAAGGGCGCGGGGCUGCCCAUGUACCUGGAGGUGUGGGUGGAGGCGGAGCGAGUGGGCAGCUAUGCCGCACAGCUGGCCAAACUGGUGCACUUCGCCACCCAGAGUGUCGCCGACCAAACACUGGGCAAACCAGAGCUGGUGCUCUACACCCUCAGCCAGGAGGAAUACGGAUCGUCGGGGGACUGUGACGGGGGCCGGUCGCGCAGGAGCGGGGCCUGCUGCCGGCAGGAGUACUUCAUCAACUUCCGGGAGCUGGCCUGGACCCAGUACUGGAUCAUCGAGCCUCCGGGCUACCAGGCCUACCGCUGCGUGGGGGGGUGCAGGCAGCCCCCACUGCCCUUCGUCUACGGAGAGAGGAGGUGCGCGGCGACAGAGAGCGCCUCACUGCCCGUCAUGUACCUGGUGAAGAGGGGAGACUACACCGAGAUCGAGGUGGCCGAGUUCCCCAACAUGGUCACAGAGAGAUGUGCCUGCAGUGUGGACAACCUCUCCCUCAUCUAGGCCCACCU
Messenger RNA from Amblyraja radiata (thorny skate), 1201 nucleotides. RefSeq names its product lefty1 (gene lft1). The coding region runs from base 87 to 1193 and encodes 368 amino acids. Lineage: Eukaryota; Metazoa; Chordata; Chondrichthyes; Rajiformes; Rajidae. The record is from RefSeq and is a predicted model, not a curated record. The transcript is spliced from 4 exons. Gene Ontology annotation, cellular component: extracellular region. Gene Ontology annotation, biological process: anterior/posterior axis specification. Gene Ontology annotation, molecular function: cytokine activity; growth factor activity; transforming growth factor beta receptor binding.